ACAGAGGUGCUUGCGCGCUUGCUUCUCCAACAGCUUCUCCCACUUUUUCGAGAGUUCCGUGACGCUGUGACGAGUAACAAGGCAGUGAGCAACAACCACAACGUAAAAAAGCAAUGGCGAACCAAAUAUUAGCCGAUGAUGAUCUAGACCAGGCGCUGGACGCCUUGGAUGUGGAACGUAACUUUCUAGAUGAAGACGUGGAGAAAGAAACAGAGCCACCCGAGCAACCCAACAACCGUGCGGAUGAAUCGACUGGACUUUUGGUGGACGGUGGUACGCCAGUGGAAUGUGAAGACGAUAUCUCGGUGGAAGACGGAGGGUGGAGUCCGUUGCUGGUUGCGCUCGCCCUCGUGAUUGCUGUAGUUGUUGUUGUUGUUGUUGUUGUUGCAGUGAUCAUCAGUAUUCCCUUUUGGAUUCUCGUCUUGGUGCUUCUUUUGGUUCUGUUUGUAAUCGCCAGGACCAGGAUUCCUCCCCCGGCAUCCUUUCACGCCAAGAAAGAAAUCAAGAGAAUCAAACGAGGCAAGCAUCUCCCUCAAAACAACAACAACAGCAACAACACCGACAGUCAAAAAAAAACCUGGUUGGGGAAGAAAGUCACCACUGUCAAGACGUUUCUUUCCGGUGAAGCCAAGGAUGCUGUGGGUGCCUAUGAUGAUAUACUAUUUUGCGAUGUGGGAAUUGGGCUGCUGGUUGUAGCCAGAGACUUGACCAAUGGAGAAUGCUUCACUUGGUUGGGGUUCCUGGGCCAAUGGCGAGUGCUGGAUUUGUCUCCCGAAACCCAUGCCAAGCUGCACCAAUGGUUGUGGAAGUCCUCAAACGAAUCUACGACUGUCCCCUACUAGCUAGAUAGCCAGGAAUAAAACCGGAAGAGGGAAAAACCCAAGACCUUUCUUUCUCCAAGAUGCUGUGGGUGCCUACUAUGAUAUGGUACCGUAGGCGGUUUGGGAUAUAGGGAUUGGCCUGUUGGUGAUCCACGACAAGUUGAGCUAUUAUGUGUCAAUGAAUUUGGAGGCAUUCUUACUACUCAUCGACGACACCACAGUUUUGGCUAGCUAGAGCUAGCUAGAUAAAAAUCGGGAAAGCGAAACCAGAUUGUACCAUUGCAUUCAGAUGCAAUCGAGACAGCCAAGCGAGCAGACUGACGGCACGAUAGAAAAAUGAAAGGAAGGAGAAGGAUCAAAGGGCAAAGACUAACGAACAGAUCAGGAGCCCACGAUCGUCCCAACGCGGGAGCUCAUUGUAGCAGUUACGGAUUGAGCACUUUCCGGGAUGUUUUGCUUACGGCCAUGGUACUGUUUAUUAAUUAAAAUACCAGGAACAUUUAUUGUACCACAAUAUUUUUAUUCAUUUUCACGAACGUCGUCCUUUUCGUCCGUCAAUUGGAAAAUCAUGAAGAAUUCACGGACCCUCCAGUUCUUCGAAGCGACCUGGCUGGAUGACUGUUGACGCAGAGCG
Messenger RNA from Seminavis robusta, 1455 nucleotides. The record is from the annotation of a GenBank genome assembly. NCBI's taxonomy places the organism in Eukaryota, Bacillariophyta, Bacillariophyceae, Naviculales, Naviculaceae.